Messenger RNA from Trichoderma virens Gv29-8, 1698 nucleotides. RefSeq lists its product as uncharacterized. Bases 1 to 1698 code for a protein of 565 amino acids. The record is from RefSeq and is a predicted model, not a curated record. The transcript has 3 exons. Lineage: Eukaryota; Fungi; Ascomycota; Sordariomycetes; Hypocreales; Hypocreaceae. Gene Ontology annotation, molecular function: FAD binding; oxidoreductase activity.
AUGGCUCGACUCAUCGCCCUCCUGGCCACCGUGCCAGCUUUAGUAUCAGCGGCUGCCAUUAACACAACGUGCCGCUGCUUGCCUACAGAUCCGUGCUGGCCCUCCACAGCAGAUUGGAAAGCCUUCAACGCGACAGUAGGGGGCAAGCUGAUUGCCACCGUGCCUCUGGCCAGCGUCUGCCACUCCUCCUCUUUCGGCUGCUACAGCGCCUCAAAGUGCGAUCAAUUGAAGUCCGUCUGGGACUUUCCUUCCACGCACAUCGAGUCCUCCUCCGAUCCUGUUGCUCCCUUCUUCUCAAACCGCGGCUGUGAUCUUUUCACGGCGCCCGACGCCCAGUGCGUUGUUGGAAGCCUCGUCCAAUACUCCGUCAAGGCCGCAAAUAAGGCCGACUACCUAGCUACUAUCAAAUUUGCCCAGCAAAAGAACAUCCGCCUGGUAAUUCGAAACACGGGCCACGACUACUACGGCAAGUCGACUGGAACCGGUGCCUUGGCUCUUUGGACACACAACAUCAAGACCACCCAGCUCCUCAACUACAACGCAAACGGAUACAAGGGCAAGGCCAUCAAGGUUGGUGCCGGCAUCCAAAACUCCGAAGCUCAGGCCUUUGCCCACGCCAAUGGCCUCGCACUUGUCACUGGCAACGGCGGAUCAGUUGGCUUUGCAGGAGGCUACAGCCAGGGCGGUGGUCACGGACCUUUCGCCACCAAGGCCAACGGCCUUGCUGCCGACCAGGUCCUUGAGUGGGAGGUCGUCACCAGCACUGGCCAGUACCUCAUCGCCACUCCCUCGCAGAACUCUGAUCUUUACUGGGCUCUUUCCGGUGGCGGUGGUGGAACAUAUGCCGCUGUCUUGUCCAUGACAGUCCGAGCCUACCCUGAUUUGCCGUCGUCUGCCGCCAAUCUCACAUUCACCAACCAGGGAGUCACCGAUGAUGCCUUCUACGCCGCCGUUUCGAAGUUCCUGACCACGAUGCCCAGCAUUGUCGACUCUGGCGCAACCGCUGUCUUCCUGCUUGCUCCCGGCAUCUUCUUGUUGCAGCCUGUGAAUGCUCCUGGUGUAACCAAGGCGCAGCUCCAAACACUUCUGAACCCUACACUCGACUACCUGACCGCCAAUGGUAUCGGAUAUGACUUUCACGUCGACCAAUUCCCUACCUUCCUAGAUAGCUUUAAUGCUUAUAACCCUCCUCCCAACGUGACCGAGUACAACAUUGGUGGUCGCCUCAUCCCACGAACUCUCUUCACCACGGCGAGUGGAGCUGCUUCCGUGGUAAAUGUCUACCGAUCCAUCAACAAUGCCGGCGGUGUCGUCUCUGGCGUUUCCCUCAAUGUCGCCAAUGGUACCAAGGUCUCCAAUGCCGUCAACCCUGCAUGGCGAACAGCCAUUACAAGCACUGUCAUUGGCAUUCCAUAUGAUCCCCUCGUCUUCCAGAACAAUCUCAACGCUCAGAGCCUCAUUACCGGCUCGCUGGUUCCUCAGCUGGAUGCCUUGUCGCCCAUCAAGGGUGCGUACCUGAACGAGGCCGACAUGAACCAGCCCAACUUUCAGCAAGUGUUUUAUGGUAGCAACUAUGCAAAGCUCAAGUCCAUCAAGAACAAGUAUGACCCUACAGGAACAUUUUAUGGUCUUACAGCGGUCGGAAGCGACGAUUGGACUGUGAACAAUACUACUGGAAAGCUGUGCAGGAUCGCAUAA